Talpa occidentalis (Iberian mole) is the source of this 1567-nucleotide messenger RNA. It is a transcript of the gene MMP12, whose product is annotated as matrix metallopeptidase 12. Gene Ontology annotation, molecular function: zinc ion binding; metalloendopeptidase activity. The transcript has 10 exons. Gene Ontology annotation, biological process: proteolysis; extracellular matrix organization; collagen catabolic process. Gene Ontology annotation, cellular component: extracellular matrix. Lineage: Eukaryota; Metazoa; Chordata; Mammalia; Eulipotyphla; Talpidae. The record is from RefSeq and is a predicted model, not a curated record. The coding region runs from base 31 to 1431 and encodes 466 amino acids.
UUAGGUUAAACCACUCAAGACAAGUUUAGAAUGAAGUUACUUCUAUUGAUACUGGUCCUGCAGGUCACUACCUCUGGAGCAGUUUCCCUGCCCAGCAAUGCAAGCCCAGAAGAAAAUGCCAUGGCAUUAGCUAAAAGGUACUUGGCAAGCUUUUAUGACCUCAAGAUUGACGAUGUCAAAGCAACAAAAAUAAAAGUCCAUGGGAACAUCAUGGAGAAUAAACUCCAGGAAAUGCAGCAGUUCUUGGGGCUAAAAGUGACUGGGAAGCUCGAUGACUCUACUCUGAACAUGAUGCGCACACCUCGAUGCGGAGUGCCUGAUGUUCAUGAUUUCAGGACAUUUCCACAGAGGCCAGUGUGGAAGAAACGUGUUAUCACCUACAGAAUCAAUAAUUAUACUCCUGAUAUGAGACGUGAGGAUGUCGACUCUGUCAUCCAGAAAGCUUUCCAAGUAUGGAGUAAUGUGACGCCCCUGAGAUUCAGAAGGAUUAACAUAGGGGAGGCUGACAUUAUGAUACGCUUUGCAUUUGGAGCUCAUGGAGAUUUUAAUCCUUUUGAUGGCAAAGGUGGAAUCUUGGCCCAUGCCUUUGGACCUGGGCCUGACAUUGGAGGAGAUACACACUUUGAUGAGGCUGAAAUCUGGACUAAAACCUACAAAGGUACAAACUUGUUCCUAGUUGCUGUUCAUGAGCUUGGUCAUUCCUUGGGUCUUGAUCAUUCCAAAGAUCCAAAGGCCAUAAUGUUCCCCACCUAUAGUUAUGUUAACACCAACUCAUUUCAUCUGUCUACUGAUGACAUACGUGGCAUCCAGUCUCUCUAUGGAGGCCCAGAGAAAUACCAUCCCUCACCAGGACUCGACAACACAGAAUCAGUUACCUGUGACCCCAAUUUGAGUUUUGAUGCUAUCACUACAGUGGAUGAUAAAAUCUUUUACUUUAAAGACAGGUUCUUCUGGUGGAAGCUUCCUGAGAGUCCAAAGAGCAAUGCUAGGUUAAUUUCUUCUUUAUGGCCAACUUUACCAUCAGGCAUUCAAGCUGCUUAUGAAAUUGGAAACAAAAAUGAAGUUUUUCUUUUUAAAGAUGAUAAGUACUGGUUGAUCAGAAAUUUAAUACCACAGUCAAACUAUCCUAAGAGCAUACAUUCUUUGGGCUUCCCUGACUUUGUACAAAAAAUUGAUGCUGCUGUUUUUAACCCACUUUUCAAUAAGACGUACUUCUUUGUAGAUAACCAAUAUUGGAGGUAUGAUGAGACAAGACAAAUCAUGGACCCUAGUUAUCCCAAAUUGAUUACCAGGAACUUCCUAGGCAUUGGGCCUAAAAUUGAUGCAGUCUACUACUAUAACAGACAGUACUAUUUCUUUCAAGGAUCUAACCAACUUGAAUACGACGUCCUACAUAAUCGUGUCACCAAAAUACGUGAGCUUGGUUGUUAGCGAUUUAAUGAAUGGUGUUUUGCCAAUUUACUUUGGCUUAAUAAGUAUGUAUUGCUGACUUGAUAUGUGCCCAAUGUACUUUUACAUAGUGGUAUGUAUCAUAAAAUAAUGCUUCAGGUCAUAGGUAACUGAUUAU